This is a messenger RNA of Phycodurus eques (leafy seadragon), 4686 nucleotides long. RefSeq names its product uromodulin-like 1 (gene umodl1). Gene Ontology annotation, molecular function: calcium ion binding; peptidase inhibitor activity; protein binding. The record is from RefSeq and is a predicted model, not a curated record. Gene Ontology annotation, cellular component: cell surface; extracellular region. Lineage: Eukaryota; Metazoa; Chordata; Actinopteri; Syngnathiformes; Syngnathidae.
UAUAUGGCUGCAAUGCUGAUAAAAAUGGGUUGGAUGUGCUCCAUUUGGGUGAUAUUUGCCCUUCCGGUUCUCUACACAAGGAAAACAGCUGCAUAUGAAGGAAAAAGCCUAUCUGCAUCUGGCUACCAUCGAUGUAUUUACAACGAGACCCAUCCUGUGAGUUCCGUGGUGUUGCGAAGGGUUCCAUAUACUGUGAUCCAACCUUGCAGUGGCUGGCUCUUUUGGACAACAUGUCCAGUGACACUUUUCCGAAUAGUUCAUCAGACUGAGUACAGGAUGAUGAUGGUGCAGGUGACCAGAUGUUGCCAUGGUUACAUGCAAGUUGGAAGUUACUGUGCCCUGUCUUUAAAUCGCAGUGAGGAGUUCACGACCAAACCUGGAUCCUGCCCAACCACAGAUGGAUUUUCUUCCAGCCUUGAUGACUGUGACUGGGACAUCGAUUGCCCAAAUUGGCAAAAGUGCUGCGAGAGAUCAGGUCACUUUCUCUGCGAUAACCCUGUAAGAUCAGCUAAUUACACUGAGAAUGGGGGAAACCGUUUCAAUGCGACAGUGACAGUGAAGACAGAUUACCACCAACUGAUGAACAAUGAAGCGCUUCUCAACCACACAAGAUUACUUCAAGCAAUGGUAACUGGAGCGCUGCAGUCUGUCAACCUUUCAGUCUAUUACCUCGCCUCUUGGCCCGUGCAUCCGUAUAGAACUGCGACCUCGCUGUUGAUAGACUGCAGCUUUGUUCGUCCACCGCACAGCGUCACAUCAAAGCUGCAUUUCCUCCUCAGACACAUACAGGAGGUGUCAGCUGUGACCGUGGAAGAUGUAAAUGAGUGUGCACAUCCCGCUCUCCAUCAUUGCUCUCCACUGGCACAAUGUAGCGACACAGUGGGCUCUUACCAGUGCACCUGCUAUGGAGGAUAUCUUGAUGUUGACCUUAGAAAUCCAGGAACUCAUUGUGCAGUCUCCCCUGGCAUCAGCAGAUUGCAGGCUGCCAACGUCACUGGCUCUUCUUUUUGUGUGUACUGGUCCACCCUAAUCUCAACAAACCAGACUUACUUGGUGGUUCUGAGUGUGGGCUCCGAGGUUAUUUGUAUGUGGACAACUGAGCAGACCGUGAUGGAACUAAGGGAACUGCAGCCGGGAGUGCUCUACAAUGUCACUGUUCAGCUCCACGCAAACAAAAGCCAUGGAGAUAUUCUUUAUAUUGCUGUCAGAACUGAUGCUCGAACUCUCGAUGCAACCACUCGACUUACCAACAUCCCGUUCACCGAUGACCUGCACAAUACAAGCAGCCAGGCCUACAAAAAUCUCACUGCGGGCAUUUUAGACGAGAUCUACCGCUCUCUGACCCAAGCGAUGCGGGCUAUGGUGAAUUCCGGUCAGGUGAGAAUCGAGAUCAGGAACCUUUCCCCAGGCAGUGUGCUCGUCAACUUCACUGUGAUCUUCAGCCCCAGUCAAGAGCAGGACAUCCAAAAUACAUCCACAGCACUACUCUACUCACUGAUGAACAGCUCCAUAUACACUGUGGAUGAAAACAACACAAGCAUCAGUGAUUUUGAUGAAUGUGUUCCAGGGGAAAAUGACUGUUCCCAGUGGGCUACAUGUACAAACACCUGGGGCUCCUACACGUGCUCUUGUCUAAAUGGAUUUCUGGACACAGAACUACAAAGGCCUGGUAGAGCCUGUCAAGCUACGAUGAGGACCACAACAUUACCAUCAACAUUUUCCUCAGUCAACACUUCCCUUUUAUUUCAAAUAACAACGUCGAUGUAUCCAGCUCCAAAUACGAUUGGCACUACUGUAGAGGCAAUUACCGCAAUCACCCCUGAUGAAAAAGCCACCACUAGUCCACCAACAACCACCUCCAUCGCACUAGUAACUGCCACCAUCGUAGCAACAACCACCUCUAUCACAGCAAGAAUUGCAACCAUGGUCACAACAACCACCAAUAUUGUACCAACCACCACCACUGAUGCGCCAACGACCACCACAAUUGCACCAGCAACUGCAACCAUCCUACCAACAACCACCACUAAUGCGCCAGCAACUGCCAACAUGGUACCAGCAACCACCUCUAUCACACCAACAACUGCAACCAUGGUACCAACAACCAUCUCUAUUGCACCAACUACUACCACUGUACCAACAACCACCACUAAUGCACCAACAACCAUCAGCAUGGUACCAACAACCACCACUAAUGCGCCAGCAACUGCCAACAUGGUACCAACAACCACCUCUAUCACACCAACAACUGCAACCAUGGUACCAACAACCAUCUCUAUUGCACCAACUACUACCACUGUACCAACAACCACCACUAAUGCACCAACAACCAUCAACAUGGUACCAACAACCACCAAUAUUGUACCAACAGCCACCACUAAUACGCCAGCAGCUGCCAACAUGGUACCAGCAACCACCUCUAUCACACCAACAACUACAACCAUGGUACCAACAACCAUCUCUAUUGCACCAACUACUACCACUGUACCAACAACCACCACUAAUGCGCCAGCAAUUGCCAACAUGGUACCAACAACCACCUCUAUCACACCAACAACUGCAACCAUGGUACCAACAACCAUCUCUAUUGCACCAACUACUACCACUGUACCAACAACCACCACUAAUGCACCAACAACCAUCAGCAUGGUACCAACAACCACCACUAAUGCGCCAGCAACUGCCAACAUGGUACCAACAACCACCUCUAUCACACCAACAACUGCAACCAUGGUACCAACAACCAUCUCUAUUGCACCAACUACUACCACUGUACCAACAACCACCACUAAUGCACCAACAACCAUCAGCAUGGUACCAACAACCACUUCCACUAUAGCAACAACCACCUUCACUUCACCCGCAUCCAUUUCUGCAGAACUAACAAUCCCCACUAUCGCGGCAACAAGCUCCACUAGAGUACCAACUACUGCCUCCACUGUUUCAACAAGCACAUUUGAACUAACAACCGGCACCAUUGCAACAACCUCUCAUGGAGUAAUUCCGACCACGACUCCACCCACAACUGCCAGGACUGAGCACACGACCCCCGAUACAGACCUGGAUUCCAAUGUUACACCCCAUAGAACGUAUUCAAUCGUGAGUGAUAUUUCAGUUGAUUGUACAGUUACUGGAAUGACAGUGACAGUUGCUAGACAGUUUCUAGUUAAUAAUAACAUCAGGGAGAACACUCUGUACCUGGGCCAUCAGGAGUGCGGGGUCAGCGGGUUCAAUGCCAGCCACGCUCAGCUGAUCGUGAAGUGGAAUGAGUGCAUCACAAUUUUGGCACAAAAUGAUUCAUAUUACAUGGCAUCUGUAACACUGUUCAACACCAUGGAAACUUCCACGUCGCCCAACGGAACGCUGGAGGCACCCAAACUGCGCCUGGAAGUUCCCAUAAUAUGCACCUACAUGAGGAGCAUGCUCAUCUCUGCUGACUUUGGCUCCACGGGGUAUGAAUUGAUCCAAGAUGUGAUCUCAAGCUCCGGGAUGUUCCAGGUGACAGUCCAGCUGCUGAACGGUACUUUUCCACUACCUUCCAACUCCAGCUUGUCUCCAGAGGAGGCUGUGGUGGUGGAAGUGAGCACGAAUACUUCCGCAGAACAGAUCAAAGUAGUGAUCGACUCAUGCUGGGCCACCCCCUCCCAAAAUCCGCUCGACGACAAACGCUUUGUCUUCCUGGACAGCAGAUGCGCCCUCAACACGUACACCGACGUGCUGGUGAACGGAAACUCCAGCACAUCUCGUGUGUCUGUGCAGAUAUUUUCUUUCGUCGAUGUCAAUUUGAUAUAUCUGCACUGCCACGUUCAAAUCUGCAUGAAGAUUGGAUCUGAUACCUGCGUGCCUGACUGCGUGCAAAGAACAGCUCGGUCUUCUAACACCAUUGGAAGAGCGUUCGGGUCUUCUGGGCCUUUGCUUAAAUCCGAGGAACGAUCCUCAGAGAGUGCAAAUGGCAGACUCCAACUGAUCGGACUGUCCUUCCUCGGAGUCGCUGUGCUUCUCUUCUUCGUCAUUGGCCUUGCCUGCCUGUUCUACUAUCAAAGGAAUCGCAUUGGGCAUUACAACUUCACUGCCAAAUCCAAGCCUCUGAACAUCACCCAUAUUGAAUUGAAUGCUUAAGUCUCAAAAGUUACAUGCUUUGACGACCCGCUGAAGAGGACCGAGGUGGGCGCAGGAUAUCAAUGUGGCACAAAUGGAGCCAAUGCGCAUUAUGCGUGUAUAAAUAACCCCGCCAUCAAACACGAGUCUCAACGUAGCAUGGGAGGACGCGACGUCGCUACGAAUGCUCGGCCGCCCCAAGCUUCACCGUAGCUUCUGGAGUAUCGAAGCUAUGAUGAGCGACCCAAUCAGAGCAAAGCUCAUUUACAUAUUAUCGGAAAAGACCGACUACAAUAGCUUGAAGAAGGACAUUUUGGGCAUUUUCAACCCAAAUGAUCUUGAAAACCCGAUAAAAGCACAUCAAAGAUUCUAAAAAUCAAAUCGAAUUAAUUGAUGGAAAGGGAUAUUUAAAUAAGCAAAAAUGAUGAGACAAUUGAUUAUAUUUUAUAUAAAUAGCAUUGUACAGUCGUUGCCCCCGACCCUGACCUCUGAACAAAUAGAUGGAUAUUACUUUUCAUAAUUAUUAUACCUAUAUACACUAUUAUACAGGUUUUACAGAAUAAUAGUGAAAAUAUUUUACAUUUAUUA